CCCAAGCCCAGUUCUGCCAUAUCUCGCUAAUUUCGGACCCCAAGAAAACACGCAGACAAUUGAAGGUCAAUUGUCCCUCUGGACUCCAAACUUGGCGACGACAUGCAGGCACAAGAGACGUCGAAAGUGACAGCGGCCACGGAAGACGAUCGAAACGAGACUCAUGUUGAGGACGACAUGCGGGACGAUGAAGGAGAGAAUAAUAAGCUAGGCGAGUACGGGGAGGAAAAGGACAGCGAAGUCAACGAGGCAGAGGAGGACGGCGAAGACGAGGAGGAAGAGGACGCGCAAUCCGAAGAGCUUGUCGAAGAGCUCACCAAUCCCAUCAAGGAGGAGCUUCAAGACUUGCUCGACUCUUCCUUUGCGGUCGAAGGAACCUUUGCCUCCGUCAACUCGUGGAGUGCGACUCCUCAGCCUACUAUCAACGUUGACGGCUUUGGUGCAGUUGGGCUCCCUCUCAGCAUCCCUGAGGCUCAGCGCCUUUGUAAAGCAAUGAACCGCGCACCAUUUGGCAAAGGCGAACGAACCGUAGUAGACGUCGAGGUGCGAGAUACAUGGGAGCUAGACCCCAGCCACGUAACCUUCGAUAAUCCGAGAUGGGACCAGUGGCUAAUGAAGGAGGUAGUGCCCAGAGUCUGCUCUGAUCUGGGUACGACGAACAAGACGAUUCCAAGGCUUGAGUUCUAUAAAAUGUUGCUCUAUGAAACAGGCUCUCACUUUCUUCCUCAUCAAGACACGGAAAAAUCUCCAGGGAUGUUCGCCACGAUUGUCAUCAUCCUUCCGUCCCAAUUCGCUGGUGGUCAAGUCCGUGUGUCUCACGGUAAACAGUCUAAAGUAUUCGACUUCGCCUCCGCCAGCUUGACGGACACCACAGUCCUUUCUUGGUACACGGACGUCGUCCACGAGGUCAAACCCGUCACUUCGGGCUAUCGUUUCGCAUUAUCGUACAAUCUUAUUCAUACUCCAGCCUCCAAAUCUCAAGGUGGAGACGCCGUUUCAUCGCUUCCUCCAACAAUACCCGAACUCGACGGUCCCAUGGAACAACUGGAGCGCAUACUGAAGGCGUGGAAAUCUGCUGAUGCGCAUGGACUCGAUCCUGUCACCGAGGAGCCACCUCCAGUGAAGCUUGCGUAUAUUUUAGAUCACGAGUACUCGCAUGCGAACCUAUCCUUCGACAAGCUAAAGGGUCUUGACGCCGCGCGCGUCCUCAACCUUCGUGAUGUCUGCGCUCGAGUUGGUUUCAGGGUUGGGCUUGGAAGUUUGCAUUGCACACGAUCCGGAGUGUCGGAUGAUGACAUGGGAUAUUACGAGCGUCGGCAUUGGCACGAUGAGGAUGACGAAGACGAAGACGAGUGUAUGGGCGGAGGGUAUUCCAUGGCUGAAGUUAACUACACCACAAUUACAGUACAGCUCAUCGCUGGACCAAACGGCGAAUCGCUAGGAACAAAAGAGCAUCUGAGCGAAGAGGAGCUCAUGAUCGACGAGGACUACUGGGAAAAUGUAGGCCCUGAUGAUGAAGAUUAUGAAGGAUAUCAGGGUAACGGAGCUGGUUCACUCGAAUAUUUCUAUCAUCGGUCUGUCGCCCUCAUCUGGCCCGACACCAAGAAUACAAGCGUCAUCGCUUCGCUCGGCGGCAGUAAAGUAGCGAUUACGGCGUUGACCUCCUCUUCGUCCCUCGUGCCAACAAAGGAAGAGCUCGAUUUUGUCGAAAUUGCUGCGACGGUGGGCUCUGCAGCAGCAGGACAGCUCAUCGCCGAUUCCGCUGUUCGUUGGAAAGAUCCUGUUAUAUGGACCAAGGCCGUCGACUCGUGCCGGGCGGGGAGCGAUAUCGCAGUUUUUGGUACUAACCGGCUCGUACAAGCGUGCCAGACCUUUGCGUGGGCUGACGUUAUGCCUGUGAUGGAAAAUGUGAUCUCAAAUACGACUUCGACGUCUGAACGCCUGAGCUUCGUGGAGUCACUGGAGACUCACUUUGCCCACGAAGUAUCAACCCAGCCUCUUCCUCGUCCGCCAAGCAUUUGGUUCAAUAAUAAACGGACGCAGAUCCUCGGUUCUCUGCGGAAAGUUGAAGAAAAGGACAUAUCUUUCAUGGUCUCAGCUGCGACCACGUUAGGGGGACUGGCACACGUGAAAGAGCUUGUCUUUCCCCAGCUUAUGGCCCUCAAUCUUAAAUCAGAUUGGUGGCGCAAGUUCAUCCGUUACCUGGUCGAACGAAAGCGUACCCAAGACGAUGGUCAAUUAGAAGGAUGCACAGCAGCGUUGUAUGGAGCUGCCGUACCUGUGUUUGAGAAGGCACUCGCAGCUACGGGAUCCUUCCAGAAGCGCUUCACCUUUAUAGAUCAUCUUGACGGUCUGAUACGCGGUAGUGCUCAAUGGGCGGAAUGGUGUGAGAAAAGACGCGAGUGGGCUGUUCAGACUCUCCAGGCGCCAGCGGAAGAGGAUGUGCCUAUCUUGCUGAAGCUCAUAAAACGUGACAGUGGGCUUCUGCAAGGACGCGUUCUUCCCAAGCUCAAGGAUCACGUAUCUGUCAGCUUUUGGCUGGCAUUCCUGAAAGGUCUCGUUUCAGAAUCGAAAUCGGAGAACAAUGCUUUGCCCAGCGAUUGGACACAGUCGGUCCGUGAUGCAUUUACAGGACCCUUUUCACGCAUCCUCGGUCAAUAUAGAACGAACCAGCAAAUCUUGGAUACCCUGAACACGUUCGGCCACACUCUUCAUGGACAGCCUGACUUAUACGGCGUCGUCUCCGGUCAUAGGAAGUUAGCACUGGAAUCGUUGAAGCAUCCAGCAGUGGGCGAAGCCGCUCUAUUGGCUAAAGAGGUUCAGCGCAAACCGACCCUCGGGCCGUCGAUUAUUUUGCCUCAGCUCCGUACAUUCGCCUGCGGUUUGGAUUUCUGGAAAUCGUUCAUUCGUGCCGUUCACUCCCACACCGCCGCGAUCACUGAGCAUCGGUGGACUUCAGAUCAACUAACCGCAUUCCUGAAGGACCUUGUCGAAACUUCCAUCUCCCAGACCCGCGUUGACGCGAUCAAACCUCAAGCCCCUGUCAAUGUCUACAACUACGGCGUGUAUCCGAGGUCAACGCUUCACUAUCCAACAGCGCCAAGGACGCCCCCUUUGUUCAACGAUGUCAAUGACAUUCUCUCCCUUUGCAUCGAGACGAAUAACACCGCCUCUGCCCUUCACAUCCUGAAAAAGGUUCUCGCUGUCACCACCAACGAAGAAUCUAUCACGACCACCUUAGUUCCUCUGUUCCCCAUUGUCGUAUCAUUCCUCAAGUCGCAUAAUCUUUCCCGUGACACCUACCCCUUCGACUACUUCUUCCGAGAAGGCGUCAAAACCUUCACGGCGUACUUCAUAAAACCCAAACCGUCCCCAUCCAGAGCCGAGUGGAGAGGCGGGGGUUCAACAUGCUCUUGUAGCGACUGUCGCGAGGUCGGGAAACUUCUUCGAGGGUCAGGAAGUCAGGUCACAUGGCAUGCAGCUCUUGCAAGGAGAAAGCAUGCUGAAGACAGGCUACGCGGCCAGCCCGGACUGGCCUUUGAGACGGUCAAGGGCCCUUCGCCUCACGGGCUCAGAAUCACGAAGUCUGCAGUCUUCACCGAGGUCGCGGUAUGGAAGGACAGAAACCGAACUGCUAUGACGUUGCUUCAGAGCGUAGGGAGCGAGGCGAUACUGAAGAAAAUUUGGGCUUCGGAGGAUGGUGGGUUGGCAAAGAUGCUGGCGGCGAUUUCUGGGGACACGCAUAUAUCCAAGAAGGAGCUCGGCAUCAACCGCCCGAGCCAAGCGCAUCCCACUUCGAUGGCAGCGUCGUCAGGUCCGCAACCCAGUACGUCUUCUACGAGCACUACAUCACGACCUGCGGCAAGCUCUGUCAGCCACACCAAACGACACAUCCCACUGCCAAUCGUACCUCACCGUCCGGCAGGGUCUUCCAGCACUAAAGAACACACACGGCCAGGCAUGGGCUCGUCUCUCGCAUCAGAGGCACCUAUCACCGGCUCUUCAAACGGUGGUGCUGUAGCCUCCGGUUCACGAUCUAUUCCUCAGAAGCGCAAAGCGUACGGUCCAGUGGAUAUUGACCUCACACUAUCAGAUUCUGACUGACCGGGAGAGGCCUC
Molecule: messenger RNA, 4118 nt
Organism: Stereum hirsutum FP-91666 SS1
Lineage: Eukaryota; Fungi; Basidiomycota; Agaricomycetes; Russulales; Stereaceae
Exons: 14
Coding region: 103-4104 (1333 amino acids)
Source: RefSeq, a predicted model, not a curated record